AAGAAAGGGGCGCAUGUGUCGAACGAUGCAGGGGGUCCAGUUACCGUCCCAGGUUCCCGCGGUUCAUUUCAUAAAACCAACAUGGCGGAUGCGGAUGAUCGAAUAUAAGGAAUAUCACCGGCGACAAAACAGGGUUUCCACCAUGGGAAGAACUAUCAUAAUCGAGGAAAGCGUUGGCGAUUAUAUAUCUUCCCUGUAUGGCAAGCAUAAGUGGCAAAUUGGCUUGAUAAUUGGACAGCUCUCUCCACAAAGAGACUAUGUCCUCCAUUUGGCCAGGACACCAGAACAAUCAGGAAAUUCAGAUGGAGAAAGUAAACCAGCUACUAUGGAUGAGAUUGAAAACAACUGGAUUAUAGAGCAUGCUCAUCAGGUAUCAAGAAUGUUGACAGGAGGCUUGGAUGUUGUUGGAGUUUUUGCAUUUGGUCCUACAGACAUGCUUACCAAAACACAAGGAAAGCUUCGUCAACUUGUUUUCUCUUUCCAGAAGAAUGUACAUCACAGACCUGCAUCAUAUUUUGGUGACCUCAGUCACAGCAGAAUCCUACUUCAGAUUUGCUCUGCAACUAAGAAAAUCACUUGCAGAACCAUUGACGUGUCUGAUCAAAGAGCCACACCAAACCCAGCUGAGGUCAAGUAUCAGUCCUUUACUUCCAAGUGGCUAAAACUAGAAACCUCAUUGUCCUUGUCUAACACACACUUUACAGUUCCAAGAAAACUUGAAAGAUCUGGUCUUCAAAACCAAAUAAUGGGUAGUAUCCAGAACACGCUACAGAGUAUAUCAACUGCCUUAUGCACAGUGAAUGGAGAGCUUUGUACUGAUGACCAGCCACUUGUAUCUGGACAAAAGCCAGGAAAAUCUAGUCAUGCUGCUUCUAAAUCCACACAGACUUUUAAGAUUGACAUUUUUACUGAAGAGCCGUGUGGUCCUCUAGAUCCAGUGGAGACACAGACGGUUGCUUCUCUAGUAAUGAGUGGUUCUAUGUCUUGUCGAGCUUAUGUGCAUCAGAAAGCUACUGUCAAGGAGGCCAUACAGGCGUUGAAGUAUGAUGCGGUUCGCAGUUUCCUGUCUCGUUGUGAAGUACUGUGCGAAGAUGUCAUGGACAGUCAGGAGGAGAAAACAACUAACGAGACAUUCUCGUCAACAUGGACGUCUCCUCAAAGAGUGUUUGCUCCUCUCGGAGCCGGACCCGUUACAGUGUGCGACUAUGUGUUUAAGGACGAAACUUUCAAGGAAUCUAGAGAACGAAUGGCAGAACUGUUAAAUGUCGAUCCCAAAGAAGAAGACUUUGACUGAAGAGAAGAAUUCCCAGAUGUAGAAGCAGUGAGAAGUUUAGUAGAAGAAAUGGAAACUGACAGCGCAGACAACAAGAUGACGGACAACGAUCCAGUCCAACAAGGAAUUGGAAAGCGAGUAAUAGGCGCAGUUGUUGGCAUUGUUGUGGCGGUGGUGGCUGCUGGAGUGACUCUUCUUUGGGGAGAACAAGCGGGAUAAAAUAAAGCCCAAGAUAAUAGAUAGGUUACUUUAAGACUGAAUUAAAUUAUUGCCUUGCUCCACACCGAGUGUUGUUUUCCUGCGCCCGAAUUUUUGUUCCCGGCAUGUCAGGGCAAAAUAGGUGUGUGGUUGCUGUGGUUUGUCCAAUCGAAACCUGAAUUGGUGUACACAACAAUGAAGGUGAACGCUUUUUCUAGACAAAUUUGUUCACCUUGAGGCGUGUUGGCGAAGACGAAGAGGUUUUAGGAUAAGCAGUCCUAGGUCAAUUUAAAUCCAAUUUAACAGGGUGAAUCUAAUUCCCAAUUCCCUCUGAGACGCGCCUACAGGGUGAAUCAUGGACUAGGUAUUUCUUUUGAUAAAUACAACUACCAUGACUCUCAAAAAUUGAAAUUGGCCAUUCGAACCCAAUCGUUGUAUCGCAACGUUGUGUAGAGGUCGACGCAAAGAUGGACUGCGAAGGAAGCCAGAUCGAAGUAAGAAAUUGGUAGGGGUGGAAAUGGUUUGUUCUCUUGUUUUAAUAAAUGAGCGCUAUUAAAAUCCCUUUGAGGAUUGA
Molecule: messenger RNA, 2045 nt
Organism: Orbicella faveolata
Lineage: Eukaryota; Metazoa; Cnidaria; Anthozoa; Scleractinia; Merulinidae
Product: protein odr-4 homolog
Biological process (GO): intracellular protein localization
Cellular component (GO): endomembrane system
Source: RefSeq, a predicted model, not a curated record